Molecule: messenger RNA, 903 nt
Organism: Saimiri boliviensis boliviensis (Bolivian squirrel monkey)
Lineage: Eukaryota; Metazoa; Chordata; Mammalia; Primates; Cebidae
Gene: AMTN
Product: amelotin
Biological process (GO): positive regulation of enamel mineralization; odontogenesis of dentin-containing tooth
Cellular component (GO): cell-cell junction; basement membrane
Source: RefSeq, a predicted model, not a curated record
AUGAAGACUACCAUUCUACUGUUUUGUCUUCUGGGAUCAACUCAGUCAUUACCACAGCUCAAACCUGCUUUGGGACUCCCUCCCACAAAGCUGGCUCCGGAUCAGGCAACACUACUAAACCAACAGCAGUCAAAUCAGGUCUUCCCUUCUUUAAGUCUGAUACCAUUAACACAGGUGCUUACACUGGGGCAAGAUCUGCAACUGUUAAAUCCUGCUGCAGGAAUGACACCUGGUGCCCAGACACACCCAUUGACCCUGGGAGGGUUGAAUGUACAACAGCAACUGCAACCACAUAUGUUACCAAUUUUUGUCACACACCUUGGAGCCCAGGGCACUAUCCUAAGCUCAGAGGAAUUGCCAUUGGCCCCACAAAUCUUCACAGGCCUUAUCAUCCAUUCCUUGUUCCCGGGAAGCAUUCUGCCCACCAGUCAGGCAGGGGCUAAUCCAAAUGUCCAGGAUGGAAGGCUUCCAGCAGGACAAGCAGGUGUAAAUCCUGCCAUCCAGGGAACCCCAGCAGGCCACUUCCCAACUCCCAGUAGCACAGAUGAUGACUUUGCAAUGACCACCCCUGCAGGCAUCCAAAGGAGCACGCAUGCUGUGGAGGAAACCACCACAGAAUCAUCAAAUGGAAUUCAGUAAGCUGUUUCAAAUUUUUUCAACUAAGCUGCCUCAAAUUUGCUGACACACGCGAAUCUUUACCAAUGAUUAUAUUAUGGAAUAGAUUGAGACUUAGAAGAAAUUAAUUCUUAAUUUACCUGAAAAUAUUUUUGAAAUUUCAGAAAAUUUAUUCUAUGUAGAGAAUCUCAACUUUUAAAAGCAAUAAUUACAUGGAAAAUUUGUCUUUGAAAUAUAACAUUAUGCUACCUGGAUGAUACACAGAUUAAAACAUAUUUGGAACACUGA